UGAACACACAACACAAUUACACAACCUCUCAAUUUCCUCUCAAUAGUCAAUACUACUCUUUUAAGAGCAUACAAUGGCUUCGACGAUGACAAUGACGAUGACUAUGGAAGCCUGGCUUGCUCAACUGGAAAUGGAUCAAAUUCCUAUAGCUAGUUUUAUCGACAAAUACAAUAACUCAUCAUAUCAACCAUAUGAGCAAAGUUUAACAAUGGAAGGUUGUUGUUUUGAUGAAGAACUUGCUGCUACACUUGGGGAGGACUUCCCCUACUCUCUCUACGCUACGAGCGACGACACCGCCUCCUACUCUCCUCCGCCUCCGCUUUCGCCUCCGCCUCCGCCUUUGGGUGAUUUUGAUUGCAAUCUCAUUGAACAAUAUAUAUCAACUCCUCUUAUAUCUGAUUGUAGCGAUAACAACAAUAUGAAUAAUAUAAAUGAUGGCGAUAAUGUUGUUGUGAAAAAGAAGAAGGGAGCGUCGAAAAAGGGAGCGUCGAAAAUGGAAGCGUCGAUAAAGAAGCAUGUGGUCUUGAAGGAAGCGACGAGUGGAUAUACAAAGAGGAAACGGCCGCCAAGCCAAGUACAAGAUCACAUUUUGGCUGAGAGGAAGCGUCGGGAGUUACUCAGUCACUUGUUCAUUUCCCUUUCAGCAAUCGUUCCCGGCCUUAAAAAGAUCGACAAAACAUCGGUAUUAGGAGAGGCAAUCAAACAUAUGAAGCAACUUCAAGAGAAAGUAAAGGUACUCGAACAAGUAGCUGCUAAGAGGACUAUGGAGUCCGUAAUUGUUGUGAAAAAAUCUAAAGUAAUAAUGGUCGACGACAAUGGCAGUAGUGAUAAUUAUGGUAAUGUGGAUGACUAUUGUACAAGCGCCACUAGUGGAAGAAGCGGCAAUGGUGGUGGUGGUGGUGUUAGUGCUGGUGGUGGUGGUGGCGGCGAUGAUAAUGUUUCUUCGUUUCCGGAAAUUGAAGUUAAGAUAUGUGGCAACACCAUGCUUUUAAGAGUUUAUUGUGAACAACAGAAAGGGAUAUUGACCAAGUUAUUUGCAGAGGUGGACAACCAUGAUUUGAGGAUUACUAAUUCUAGUGUUAUACCAUUUGAGAAUUUUGCACUCGUUAUUACUAUUGUUGCACAGAUGGAAAUUGGCUUCAACAACAAAGUGAAAGAUUUUGUUAGAGCUCUUCGGAAUGCCCUUCGUUUAACGAGCUACCAACGCCAUGAAUCGAGUGAAGAUGAACAUUGAUCAUAGCUUGCACCUUCUUUUAGCUAGUUAAUUAGAGGAUCGAGUGAAGAUUUUGUGCUAGCUUGAAAUUAAAUAGGCUCAUUACUCAACUAAUUAUUUUUUUACUGAUAUUAAGCUAGUAAAAGCUUGGCAACGCCAACUACACAUUACUCUUUCGUUUUCUUUUUUGGACGUUUUUUUUUUGAAGGGAAUAGGAAAAUUAUCAUUAAUAAAUCGCC
Molecule: messenger RNA, 1452 nt
Organism: Spinacia oleracea (spinach)
Lineage: Eukaryota; Viridiplantae; Streptophyta; Magnoliopsida; Caryophyllales; Amaranthaceae
Product: transcription factor bHLH18-like
Exons: 4
Coding region: 74-1234 (386 amino acids)
Molecular function (GO): protein dimerization activity
Source: RefSeq, a predicted model, not a curated record